Pseudomassariella vexata is the source of this 3273-nucleotide messenger RNA. RefSeq lists its product as uncharacterized. The record is from RefSeq and is a predicted model, not a curated record. Lineage: Eukaryota; Fungi; Ascomycota; Sordariomycetes; Amphisphaeriales; Pseudomassariaceae. The transcript is spliced from 5 exons. The coding region runs from base 1 to 3273 and encodes 1090 amino acids.
AUGGCGGUAGCACCUAACUUCAGGGCUUACCAAACGAUGGAAAAGUACUUUCCAGGCUGCAUGUCGGUGCCCUUUUCGAUGAAGAAACCCUCCGAAGCCACCAGCACCGUCCAUGAUAAAUACGCAGAGUUCAUACUCAGUAGCAACUGGAUCUUCCGCCCAGAAGGCCUCAAGGAAUUCUAUUCUGAACUCCGCAAGCAGGCCAUGCGUCCUACCAUCGAAUACGAUUUGGAAAUCGGCUGCUUCCGAAUUCGUUGUCCCGCUGGCGAAGAAGGCACCUUUGUCCAGCAUGCCAACCACAUCAUGAAUGCAAUUGUGCAGAAUGAGAUCCAAAAGAUCCCUAUGGAGCAACCUAUUGGCCAGUUCGGACCCAACACAAGCAAUAAGAUCCGGCAUAUUGACGAGUGGCGCCUUGCCGAAACUGAUGAGUCUGAAAUCACGGCUUACGAGGUCUAUUCAUACCCUCCUGAAGUUGCCGACUUACCUUUCAAGAUCACCUGGCGUAUUCCCAAGGGUGAGCCGAGUGAAGCAGAGCUAACUAUUCCAGCUCUGUUCGGCAACAACGACCCCGUUGCUUCGCUGAAUAAAUUUGCCAACUGUGAAAUCUUCCUCGGAACCGAUGACCGCUCUUUGCACAUUGGUGCAAAAUCGAGGGAUAGUCUCGACUUGGCCUUGAAGAAAGUCGACACGCUCGUCAAGUACUACCAUACUCCAGCACACCUGGAUAGCCAUUUUUCACAUGUGCUUUACAGCGAGAACGUGCCCAACUUCCUGACGGAGAUACGUUACAUUGCACAAGCCGACACACAAUUGCUGAAAUCCAUUCUUCUGGAACGUAUCAGUUUCAGUCUGAAAUCCAAGUCAUCGGAUUACGCAAAAGUCUUCAGCGGCGGAAGUUUUGUCCGGAUGCUCCCCUUAAGCCCAAACCUCAAUGGUAACAGACCAAUGUUUCCUCUACAUCCCGUUAAUCCGGUCAUCUCGGAGGAACAAGCCGCUGAGCGUUUCGUGGCUUUUGAGUCAUACUGCUACAAGCCCAAAACCAGAGAUGGGGAUAAGGAAACAGACAGCGUCAUGCAUCCGCCUCAAAGUUAUCUUCCCAGUCAACUUGCAGAGUAUAAUUCUCAGACCAUGACUGGGGUUGGCAUUCUCAAAUGGGCAAAAUCUCUGGCCGAACACCCUGUUGAAGACAUUUCAGCGGAUGGACCAACAGAGGGGCUAGCGAGAAAAAUUAUUUCCUUGCCGGUCACAGAGGCUACUGCUCAACGUCCUGGCAAUGAUGUUUAUCUGCCUGCGACAGGACAUGGGCAAGUCGGAACUCCGCGUAAGAAGUCAACAGCUCUCCAGGACUGUGAGGACAGAGAUUUGGUCCCUCCAUCCGGCAGCUCAACAACGCCUACUCCUCGGAUGACCAAUGCAAGCAGCCAAGCAACUAUCCCCGGGACUUUGAUGCUUUCUCCAAAAAAACCACGAGGUGUACGACGCCAUGUGAGUCCCACUCCUUUCUGUCCGCACGCUACACCGUCACCUUCGGCUGAAUCGUCGCCGGCCACCAACUCGAACGUAACUACCGCGACCGGCCGAGAAAGACUGGCAGACCUUAGGAAGCGUUUGGGGCAAUCAAAGCCCAAAGGCUCUCACAUGAAGGACUCGAAGGAAAAACCUACGAAUGACUACGACGCUGAGACCACCAGCAUCAGCAACCAGAUUCCAAAUGACCCUUUCGUCCUCACAAAGGUGUUUCAACGUAAUGAACCAGUAUUACUUGACUUUGGUGACACUACAGCAUCGUCUCAACCUGAAAUGGGGCAGGGAGAAGCGAACUUUCUUGAUUUUUCUCCAGUAAAUCCGCAGAACGAUCAGCCUCUGUCAUGGUCUAUGGAACCGCUUCUCCCGACCCCGAAGCCUACAUUAGAAAAGAGAAAGCCUCCAAGCUUCCACUCUACCGUGCAGCAGAAGGCGGGCUCGAGAUCUGUGCCUCUGGAGGCAAACCAAAAAAAGUCAGAUACUUUAAACAGCACCCAAAGCAAUGAUGGUUUUCUUCCGCAUCAGAGAAAAUCCUUCACUCCGAGCGGACACCGAAGGGAGAAGCAAGAGACGUCAUCUCGUCCCAAGAAGACCGAUCUAACCGGCCCAGAUCCCAGUCCUGAUGUGAUUCAAACCAUAUCCCAAAAACUCACGCAAAUUAUGCAGCCUCUUCGUAUUUUCAAAGGAAAUGUGUUUCUAAAGGCAGAAAUUGGCCGAUUCAUACUCACAAAAGUCAACUACAAACACAUCAGCAUCCCCACUGUGGCCGAGGAGGAUCGACUGAGAACCAUGACGGAAGAGCAGAUGACCCGCGGGUUUCUCGACCUGCGCCACUGUCAGAGAAAGGACCUUUUCUUCACGAGGGUUGUUUCCGCAAGCGGUGGCGAUGCAAACUAUAUCGCGUCGCUCAUGGAACCCGGUUCUGGUUCUUCACAGAUUAAAAUGUGGACUCCCAGUGGCAAACGGGUUAUCUACGAAUUUAGAUGUUCAACCACUGGCCCAGUCGGGAAGAAGCACAGAUUUAUCUUGAACGUGGAUGCUGAGAACUUCUCAUAUAGUGCUCAAAAGGACAGGACUAUCGUGGGCAAGGUGUUCAUGCACUGCAUGAAAAGAACAUAUGACAUCCAGUUUACCGUCGAUGCGGUUCAAAACAUAGCGGAGAAUUAUGGGGGCUUCGCUCAGGAGCUUAUCGGCAGUUUGGAAGUCAGACCACAGAGCGACGGACGUCCUCGUCUUUCAUUCAUAAACUUCUUGGCUUGGGGCGCUGAGAUUGUGGCCGUUCGUGUCAGGCACAUUGCAGAGUUUGUUAACAGUGCCCAAACCUGCAAACUUGAGAUCACCCAAGUUCAUGAGAUGAGCCUGAAAGAUCUUGGCGUCCAAACCUGCGGUCCAGGACCCUCUGACAAUGCUUCGUAUCUCGAAGCUAUUCCUUCGUCUGAUAAACCGGAACUCGGCUACUUUGCAACGUGGUACGACGCUUGUGUCAAGUCACAAAAGGUCGACGAGGCUGUCACCCAGAACGAGGAUCUCGGUUUCGGUGACGAAGCGACUUGGAGUCCAGAUGACCUGAAGUCUGCGGGGGCAUUCGAGGACCUCAUCGACGCUGCCACUCAUAUGGUGAAGAAUAUGGAUGGAGUUGCGUACUGGUGUGACAACAACCAGGAGGCCAUGAACUAUCGCAAACCUCCGGGUUCCGAACAAGAGAUACGCCAGCUGAUAAAGUCUACUCAACGCGAAGUGUACUGGUAA